UAUGCGCGCGCUUUGUACAUAUCGGAUGACAGCUACUGCAGAUAUAAUGUUACCUCAUUUGUGAAGAAAUGGUAAAACUACUUAAAUCAAAUCCGCUUUUGCCUUUAAUGGUAUUAAGUGCUAUAAAUGGAUAUUAUAUAGUUUCAUGCAAUCAAACUACUCAACACCCAUCUAGAACCGUCAUUGUGUGGCACGCAAGCACGGUGCAGUCAUUUGCUGCACAAAAGGACUUUAUACUACGUGGCAUCUCUCAACUCCAAACUGAUUACUCAGAGAUAAUCAUAAUUCCAGUUAGUGCAACUGGUAAUGAAACAUUGAAAAUUACAAAGACUGAUAAGGACUGGAUAAGUGAUUUCGUAUAUCUAAGAUUCAACCAGGGUAAUGUCAUUCAAAAUACACUAAUAAAAGAUGCUUUAAGAAAGUAUCUUAAUCAUGAUACAAAAACAAAGAUUGCCGAAAUGCUAUACUUUGUUGUCGAUGAUGCUUCAGAAAUAGACAAUGUGAAUGAAGUGGUAAAUGAAUUAAAACGGAAGAAGGUAUUCGUGAUUUGCGCAACACAUUCAGGAAUUCCAAAGAUGUGGCAAAGUCUUGCGACGGACAAGAACCACAUCUUACAGCUGACUGGAAAUAAAGAUGAUGUUGUCGUGGAAAAUAAACUGAUCGGGCUUAGUUACAAUGACUCUCGACUUCCCUGUGAUACCAACUUAUACUGGGAUGAUGUAAGAUGCACGGAAUGCAUAAACAUGUGCUCCAUGAUAACAAAAUCUGUACCACCUAAGUGCGAAAAGCACUGCCCUUAUCUGGACAGAACGCCAACAAAUCUCCCGACAACUAUAAUACAAGAAGAUGUUGAAACAAUUAUUUCGGACCAUAAAGGGCUCAUCAUUGGUGUUAUAGUUAUUACUAUUAUCAUUGUGAUCUGUUUGAUCUGUCUUGUCGUCUUGAGAAAAAGGUGUUGUCGGAGACAAAGGGAUGUCGAGACUGCACUUGCUGGUAGAGAUACCACUGCAGUUACGGAAACAGGACACACUGAAGCCGGAGAUAAUGUACCAAACAAUGAUGACCAUAGCACUGAGGAACAGGAUGAGGGACAUGAAGAGACGUCUUUUCUUGAUUCGCAAGCAGUAGAUGACACGGCUUCACUUGCUACAGAUGACGACAGUGGAAGAGAGAGUGCUGUAAGUGAACCCACUGGACAAAGUGAAAACCAUCCAGAGGAACCGGUUGAAACAAAUGAAGAAAAAAUACCAUUUAGUAUAGACUUUAGAUCUGGCGCCGAACUAGAUGCAAAUGGUCACACUUUUGGAGGGCCUGUCGUAAAACUCCACGCAGAUACUCCUGCAGAUGCGACAUACGUUAAAGGACAGUAUCCGGAGGAUAUGUAGAGAGAGGAUGAUAUAGAGUCAAACAAAAUGGACUGUACUGUAGUUAGUUAUUUUGUUUGUUGGCUGUUCAUAGCAAUAUUCUUAUUAUCAUUAUUUGUAAUAUAUAUAGAUGAUGGUGAACAACCAUACUUCGAUGGAGUUUUCAAAUCACCUUCCGUUGUUGAGGCUGAUUAAAUAAACUCGCGUAAACAAAGUUCUCAGCAUCCUUUUAUGUUAAAUAACACAUAAAUAAUGUUUAAUUAUUGUUGUGCAGCAUAUAAAAAGUUGGUGCAUGUGAACUCUUAGCGGUCCUUGGUUUUAAAUCUUGAGGAAAAGGUAAGACUCAAUGUCUCUUAAAAAAACAUAACACUUCGGGAAUGUCUUCUACAAUUUUAGUGGCUGAUCAGUCAGUCCAUAUACAUUUAAUUGCCAGACUGAGAUAUGGCUAACAACUACACUGGUGCAAAGCGUUAUGUACUAUUUCUUAUAUUAUAUCGCACUUUACUAUACUAUACGCAGAGACAAAAUAUGAGCGCUUUACUCCAUUUCAAAACCUUGGGCACGCUUACAAAUGUAUAUAUUUGAACUGACGUAAACAUUGAUUUUUGACUAUGUAUGUCUUUAUUAAAGAAACACGCAUUUAGAUUUAUGCUUCCAUAUGCAUUUCUAAAGGGCAAGUAAAUUUAUUAUACAUUUUCCUCAGUUAUGUCCCCCUUUUUUACUUUGAAUUUCUUGGUUAACGUUUUUUUGUUAAGGUUCAUUUUUCUCAAAAAGUACCGAGUAUCAAAAAUGUUCACUUAAAACUUGGAGUGCCUGACUAUGUAAUUUAAAACGCAUUUCCAUUGGGCAGAUAAGCAUUUUUUGCUUAAUUAUUUCCUUUGUAUUUCUUAAUAUUUUGCCUUUUUCACACACACAAAGAAAAUAAAAUAAUAAUGAAUGAAAUAACUAACAAGGGCAGGUAAAGUCUGCACAUUUGCAGAAUUAUAACUUAACAUUCACGUGCUUUUGUUUGUUUGUUUGUUUAGAUUUGAAUAGCAUCCCGAAACAACCACUUUUCAAUCACAACCUAAAUUCGAACACAUUGCUGAUGUCAUGUCAGACUAAAUUGCACGAAGUAACAUGUUGCAUGUUGUGUAAACUUCAACUUCUGCAGAAAUGCCAAAUUUGAUUAAUUAAUUGUCAAGUUUUAAGUGAGACAUUGUAACAGUAACUAUAUAAACAUAUUCACUUGUUUAAAAUAGGGACAAACAUUUUUCCAAGCAAGCUAUUUUUUUUUAUAAAGUAUUACCUACAGAAGUUUUACCAUUUACCUCAGUCAUAGGUGUAUUUAAAAUAAUAACUUAUAUGAUGUAGCACGACUUUACAUAGUGGUCCUUAUUAAUAUAUUUUUCAAAUGAUGAUUGUACAAUAGAUCUUUUCUAAGUGAUACCAACUGGCAGAUCUAGUCAAAUUUCCAUAUUUGUCAAUAUUACAAAGUGGGGAAGGUAAAAUGGCUGUGAUGGUUGGAUGCAUUUAUCAUUUUGCGCCCCAAUAAACGUACUAAGAAAUGACACCUUCAGCUGCUCUUUUUGUACACAUUAACAGUUUUCUAAGAAAGACCAAUUUUAAAAUUGAUAAAUGUUAAUAGAUUCUUUAAAGGCUAAAAGAUUUCAAGCAUAACCCCCCCCCCCCAUUAUUAUUGACUGAAAACAGGUUAACUGAUUGAAUAUUGGUUAUUCUGGGGAAAAAAGUAGAGGUAUUGUUACAGUCAUGGCGGCGUUCCCGUUGCCGUUUUCGUCCCCAAACUUUAACCUUGAUCGUUACUUUCUAAGUUCUCAUAUUUGGCCACAACGACCCUUGGGACAAGACUUUCAAGAAAACUAGACUAAACUUUGCGUUCAUUCAUAAAUGACCUCGACAUUCAAGGUCAAAUGGCUAAAUUUUGCUUGAUUUUUGCUGAUUUUGCUAUAAGUGGCUAUAACUUUGUUCUUUUUGAAUGGAUGGCUUGCAGACUUGAACAUAACAAUCUUCUAGGAAAGACCUUCAAUUUAACCAAGGAGAUCUUGACCUUCACUCAUAAAUAACAUUGAAGGUCAAAUUAUUGUUGGUUUCAUUUUUGCUGCAACUAGCUAUUUCCUAGUUAUUAUUGAAUGGAUCUUUAUAUCAAACGCAAAGUGACAUUGACAAGUGCAGUUAUUGAAUUUCGAUUACAUCGUCAUAAUUUUGUUAUUUAUAUACGGAUUUGAUUUAUACUUGACCUUUACAUAAUUGACAUUGACUGUCAAGGUCAAAUUAAUAAAAUUCUCUAAUUUCCUAUAUCUUUGACAGCUGAACCAUGUGCACAGUUUUAGAUGUAAAUUUGAACUUUGAUAUCAGUUGACUUAGAUUUUAACAAAGUGACCUAGUUUUGAACUUUGAUAUCAGCUGACAUAGAAAUUUUAUGAAGUGACCUACUUUUUUGUGCAAUGAAAUUUUAGACAAUUUGCACAGUUUCAGAUGUAAAAUUGAACUUUGAUAUCAGCUGACCUAGAUUUUGAAAACUUGUCUUUUUAUGUACAGCUAUGAAAUUUAGACCAUGUGCAAAGUUUUAGAUGUAAAAUUGAACUUUGAUUUAAGCUGACCUUAAUAAUUGAAGAAAGUGAAUAUGCUAUUGUCCUUUGAUGUACAGCUAUGAAAUUUGAACCAUGUGCACAGUUUUAAAUUUAAAAUUGAACUUUGAUAUCAUCUGACCCAGAUUUUGAUAAACUGACCUACUUUCUAAUCAUUUGAUGUACAGCUAUGAAAUUCAGACCAUGUGCAUUGUUUUAGACCAGUGACCUAGAUAAUUUGAUAUGAUAACCUACUUUCUUUCCCUUUGAUGUACAGCUAGUCAAUUUGGACAAUGUGCACAGUUUAAGAUUGAUAUCAGCUGACAUAAAUAAUUUGAUGAAAUGGCUAAUUUCUUGUUGUUUUUGUACACCUGUGAAAUUUGGACCAUGUGCACAGUUUAGAUGUAAAAUUGAUAAUUAAACAUUAUAGUAAUGAGUAAUUUUUGUACAGAAACAAGUGUGACUAGACCUAACUAUUGAAAUAAAAAAGGGAAGAACGGAUUUUCUUUCUUCAAGAUUUAUUUUAAGUCUUUUAUUUCUUUGCUUUUAGAAAAAGUGUAAGAAACGAGCAUUGUCCCUGCCAGGCCGUGGCUCUUGUUUUGUGGAGGCAUAAACCUUUAAGCUUGUUUCAGUAAUGUUGACGUGUAUUUAUUGUUGAAUUAUGUACAUGUUUAGUAUAUGAUUGAGACUAGAGCAUCACACUAAAUACCAUAUUCCGGUAUACAUCGGACAAAGCGCUUGAAUAUUAAAGAUCCUGUAACACAAUUUUUUCAUGGUUUUAUUUCAUAAAUAUGAUGCACAAAUUAAGAUUUGUCAAUAUUGUAAGUUCCAAUAAGCAUUCUAAGUCAAAUUCUGCAAUAAGAAAUGAAUGCAUGUAAUUUAUUGAUUAAAUAUUAUGUGCACAAAUAUUUGAAGUACACAUUUUACAUAUU
Molecule: messenger RNA, 4863 nt
Organism: Ruditapes philippinarum (Manila clam)
Lineage: Eukaryota; Metazoa; Mollusca; Bivalvia; Venerida; Veneridae
Exons: 6
Coding region: 69-1385 (438 amino acids)
Source: RefSeq, a predicted model, not a curated record